AUGCUUGGCUACGAUGAUGCAACAUUCACCGAAUUGAUGCGUCUCUACCUCACAAUCCACUGCGAUCAUGAGGGUGGAAAUGUCUCGGCCCACACCUCGCAUCUCGUUGGCUCGGCUCUCUCCGACCCUUAUCUCGCUUUCUCGGCAGCAAUGGCUGGGCUAGCUGGACCGCUGCAUGGUCUAGCGAAUCAAGAGGUGCUGGUAUUCCUGACAAAAUGCCGCAAAGAGCUCGGAGAUGACUACACGGAGCAGAAACUCUCGGACUGGAUCUGGAACCAUCUCAAAAGUGGACAGGUUGUGCCUGGAUACGGACAUGCGGUACUGCGCAAAACGGAUCCACGCUACACUUGCCAGCGUGAAUUUGCCCAGAAACAUCUCCCGGAUGAUCCGAUGUUCAAGCUUGUCUCGGCGAUUUUCAAAGUUACACCGGAUAUUCUGCUCAAACAGGGCAAGGCCAAGAAUCCGUGGCCAAAUGUGGAUGCACAUUCUGGUGUACUUUUGCAAUAUUAUGGCCUAACCGAAAUGUCAUUCUACACCGUGCUUUUUGGUGUUUCACGUGCAAUCGGUUGCCUUUCGCAGCUGAUCUGGUCUCGUGCUAUGGGUCUUCCGAUCGAGCGACCAAAAUCGCAUUCCACCUCUGAUCUGGCAAAGCUGGCUGCGCGUGCGGGACAAUGA
Messenger RNA from Gongylonema pulchrum, 675 nucleotides. The record is from the annotation of a GenBank genome assembly. NCBI's taxonomy places the organism in Eukaryota, Metazoa, Nematoda, Chromadorea, Rhabditida, Gongylonematidae.